Culex quinquefasciatus (southern house mosquito) is the source of this 1052-nucleotide messenger RNA. RefSeq lists its product as uncharacterized. The coding region runs from base 29 to 1030 and encodes 333 amino acids. The record is from RefSeq and is a predicted model, not a curated record. The transcript is spliced from 2 exons. Lineage: Eukaryota; Metazoa; Arthropoda; Insecta; Diptera; Culicidae.
GUUACACUACACCGAUGAAGAAAAGGACAUGUCGUUGUAUCGAUACAUAAUGGCUGGGAAGAAGUAUCAUGAGUUCAUGGUUGGGAAUGUUCCCGGCAUAAGCCGAGCUACCCUUCUAAGGCACAUGGACAAACAUACAACGGACAUUAAAGAUGGGGUGAUCGACGCGGCGGGUCUGAAGCGUUACCUGACCGAGAACGGCUAUCCGCUGACGGUGAUGCUUGCGGAGGAUGGGACGAGGGUUACCCCGCGUGCCCAGUACGACGAGCGAACAAACACUUUGACUGGACUAGUAGCUCCGCUUGACCACACGGGACUUCCCAAACGAAACUACUUUGACGCCAGCAAUGCGCAGGAUAUGGCUGACAAGUUGAAAAAUUGCCGACUGGCAAGCACUGCAUACGUUCAACUAGCAGUACCUCUAGAUCCAAAUGCGGCCCCGUACGUGCUGUUCUACAUGGGUACGGACAACAGCUUUACGUAUGCAGAUGUACUCAAGCGUUGGCUUCACACCAUCGACUUGCUGAAGAAGCAUGGCAUCACCGUUUUUGGUAUAGCUUCAGAUGGGGACCCAACUCUCCUGAAGGCAAUGCUCAGCAUCAUGCAAUUGGCAGAUGUACCGUGUGAUGAGCUAGGUGUUAGAUUUCUUUGGAAACUUGUUCAGCGCACCUAUCUGUACCAAGAUAUAACGCACACAGUGAACAAACUAGCGCGCAAGUUGUUCAAUCGCAAACGAGCGUUAAUGAUUGGUACAUCGGUGGCUAGCGUUACCCACCUCGAUGCCCUGUUGGAUAAGGUUUCGAAGGACAAACACGGUCUCACGUACGGUGAUCUUCACCCGACCGACCUCAUGAGCUUUCGACCUACGGAAAAAGUAAUGGAGGAAGCCGUUAUCAACCUGUUGGAGGAACAUGUGCCUGGUAGCGAGGGCACGGUAGUGCUGCUCCGCUACAUGAGCGCUAUAUACCGAGCAUAUACUGAUGUAUCGUUGGCGCCGAUUGAAGCCAUCUCAAUGCUCUGGUACAGUUAAUCUAUGGCACAAUUGUUGGGUU